Sinocyclocheilus grahami is the source of this 1033-nucleotide messenger RNA. RefSeq names its product ninjurin-1. Bases 48 to 509 code for a protein of 153 amino acids. The record is from RefSeq and is a predicted model, not a curated record. Gene Ontology annotation, biological process: tissue regeneration; cell adhesion. Gene Ontology annotation, cellular component: membrane. The transcript is spliced from 5 exons. Lineage: Eukaryota; Metazoa; Chordata; Actinopteri; Cypriniformes; Cyprinidae.
GUUGGUUAUGUUUCAGUAUAAUCCUGCUAAGUUGAGCAUCCGACUCGAUGGAGGAGGACCGACCUCUCAGUGAAUCAGGAAAGGCUCCUGGCGCAGGGAACACACAGCCUCCCUUCAACAUGAACCAUUAUGCUACUAAGAAGAGUGCAGCACAGAGCAUGUUGGAUGUGGCUCUUCUGAUGGCGAACUCCUCUCAGCUGAAGACAGUGCUGCAUUCAGGAGCGCAGCACCGCUUCUAUGCUCCUCUUAUCGCUCUGCUCUCACUGUCCAUCUCACUGCAGGUCGCUGUUGGCCUCCUACUCAUCUUCAUUGUGAAGUAUGACCUGAAUGAUGUUAAGAUACAGCCGAGGCUACACACAAUGAAUGACGCAGCAACUGUAUUUGUGUUCUUUACUGUUCUUAUCAACAUCUUCAUCACAGCAUUGGGAUUUGAGUCUGGAGGGGGCAGCGUACUAUUUGAAACUGCACUCGCUCAGACCAGAUCUUUAAACUUCACUGAAGAUGUAUAAGCACAUAAGAAUUGGCACUCAACUUGCCUUUUGUGUCAUCAACAUGUAUUUCCCGAACAAAUUACUGGACAUUGUCUUCCAUAUCAUAUCUAAGCAAAAUAUCUCAUGUGAUAUUUUGUAAUGUUUAGACAGCACAUUUGAACAAACUAUGAAUUUGUCAUUUUCUCAGCUUAUGUGAAAGGCAGCAGGCAUUAAGGACACCUUUUUAUUUAAGGAACACAAUAGAGGUUAUAGUCAAAUGUUUGUGAAUUUGUUUUGGUUAUUGCAUCUUUAAAGCAGCACUACUGAAAACCUCAUUGAGAUAAAACGUAUUUUUGUCCAGAAAUAUUUCGAAUAAUUUAAUCAAGCUAUUUCAUACAGUACAUUUGACAUUUGAUUUGUUCCAGCAAAAUAUUUGGGAUGUAUUGAUAAACCAGUUUGCAUAUUAUCUAAGAUGAAGAAGUAAAAACCGUACAUAUACCUGAAAUAUCCUCCUGUACUGACCACCAGGGAAAAAAAGCCAUGACAUUGUCAUUUCAUGUCAU